Messenger RNA from Gossypium raimondii (Peruvian cotton), 1757 nucleotides. RefSeq names its product tRNA dimethylallyltransferase 2. The record is from RefSeq and is a predicted model, not a curated record. Gene Ontology annotation, biological process: tRNA modification. Lineage: Eukaryota; Viridiplantae; Streptophyta; Magnoliopsida; Malvales; Malvaceae. Gene Ontology annotation, cellular component: mitochondrion. The transcript has 10 exons. Gene Ontology annotation, molecular function: tRNA dimethylallyltransferase activity. The coding region runs from base 16 to 1614 and encodes 532 amino acids.
AUUUAUCCAACAAAUAUGAGGGGCUCCAGUCCAACUUAUGGCGGCAUAAAUAGGAUAGGAUUUGUGUUGGGCUCUGUUUGUGAGGAUGCCACAAACAUCAAGCCCACCAAAAAGCUACAUGCUUUUCUGACCUUUGCAAAUUGCCUGCCGAGAGAGCAGAGACUUUGGAGAGAGAUGGACGACAGCAGCGAGUCGCCUGCUACAACCCUAAACUCAAACAAUGGAGGAGAACCCAUAAUGGAAGAACAUAAACCUAAGCUGGUAGUAAUAAUGGGUCCAACUGGCUCUGGAAAAUCACGUUUAGCCAUCGAUUUAGCCACCCAUUUUCCUAUCGAAAUCAUCAACGCUGAUUCCAUGCAAGUCUAUCAAGGUCUUGAUGUCCUCACCAAUAAAGUCCCCCUCCGUGAACAAAAUGGAGUGCCACAUCAUCUUUUGGGUACUGUUAGCUCAGAUGUGGAAUUCACGGCUAAAAAGUUCAGGGAUUCUGCUAUUCCUAUUAUUAGUGACAUAUUAUCUCGCAACCAUUUGCCAGUCAUUGUUGGAGGCACCAAUUACUAUAUUCAGGCAGUUAUGAGUUCGUUCCUUCUUGAUGAAUCAGUAGAAGAUAUGUCUGAAACCUACUCAAGGGACCAUCCUGGAAAUGAGCAGACCAAUCAUAUGCCUGACAUCCUUGGAGACAGUUGCAAUUAUAGCUAUGAUCUUCUUAAAGAACUUGAUCCAGUUGCAGCAGACAGAAUUCAUCCAAAUAAUCAUAGAAAAAUUAAUCUAUACCUUAGUCUUUAUGCUCGUUCUGGUGUUCUUCCCAGCAAACUUUAUCAGGGAAAGGCUGCAGAGAACUGGGGCCGAGUUAAUAAUUCUAGAUAUCGUUGCUGUUUUAUAUGCAUCGAUGCUGCCUUACCUGUGCUGGACCAGUAUGUGGAACACAGGGUAGACUGCAUGAUAGAUGCUGGUUUGCUCAAUGAAGUGUAUGACAUUUACAAUCCAAAUGGAAAUUAUACUCUAGGUUUGCGACAGGCCAUAGGUGUUCGAGAAUUUGAGAAUUUUCUUCAGGCUUACUUUUCUGACAGCAUGGAUGAUGAGACAAGUGAUUCUUCUGAUGGAACUCUUCUAAAGCUGUCAACAAGGAUUGAUGAUAAAUUGUUCAAAGAAAAUACUAGGGGAAUACUAAAUUCCUCUUGUGAUAACCCCCAAAAAGUUCUGUUAGAAGAAGCCAUUGACAAAGUAAAAGCAAACACCCGGAGACUUGUUCGUCGUCAAAAAAGGAGGGUCAAUCAACUUCAGACAUUGUUUGGAUGGAAUAUUAGUUAUGUUGAUGCAACAGAAUCUAUAUCAAAGAAAUCAGAUGAGUGUUGGGCAGUGCAAGUGGUUGGACCUGCUGUGAAAAUGAUUAGAUCAUUCCUCAAUAAAGAUGAUAGUAAUGGGCAAACUCCGGAUGGUGAAAGUAAAACUUCAACGGAUACAGUCCAGAGGGACUUGUGGACUCAAUACAUAUGCAAGGCCUGCGGAGAUAGGAUACUAAGAGGAGCCCAUGAGUGGGAACAACAUAAACAGGGUCGUGGGCAUCGAAAACGGAUGUUGAGCCUUCGAAAGUCUCGAAGUUCCUCACUGGCGUAGAUCAGCAAGAGGAACAUCUGAGUUUGUAACAUUUACUCUUUUCCAACAGGAUACCAUUGUAGCCUAUUAAUUUGUGAUUCCAAGAACCAAAAUUGUAGACUCUCAUGUUUUACAUGAAUCUGAUUUAUGUGGGUAGUUAGUCA